Temnothorax curvispinosus is the source of this 2499-nucleotide messenger RNA. RefSeq names its product SEC14-like protein 2. NCBI's taxonomy places the organism in Eukaryota, Metazoa, Arthropoda, Insecta, Hymenoptera, Formicidae. Bases 530 to 1696 code for a protein of 388 amino acids. The record is from RefSeq and is a predicted model, not a curated record. Gene Ontology annotation, cellular component: cytoplasm. The transcript is spliced from 11 exons.
AUAUCAUUUUCAUUCCUCCGGUGCCGUUCGCCUCGUUCGCGUCGUCGAUACACCUAUAUCUCCUCACCUUCGCGAGCGCGAUCGCGUAAACACGCGUAAAGUGAAGGCAAACGGCAGCCGCGUGCGGACGCACUCGUGCGCGCGCGCGCGCGCGCAAUAGAGCACGCACGAACACACGCACGCACACACGCAGCAAUCGCGGUCGCCGCGAUAGACACCUGUUGCGCCGCCGACCUGACCGCAGUCGACGCCGAGCAGUCGCGGAUCGCGGGUCCGAGAUUCGUGAUCCCCCGGGUUCGUGUUCGCCGAGUGAAUUAACGCAACGACCGAUCUCCGGUAUCUUCUGAGAGGUGUUCGCGAUUUCUGUCAACUUUUGAGUUUAGCGAGCAUCUUUGGUACACCGUGUUUCCAGAUACGAUAUAAAGGCUCCAAACAUCUCCUUCAAAUUCAAAGAAAUCAUCUGCCAGCGAGACUUAACUGAAGAGACACUUACUAAGACUAAAUUGUUAACAGUGCUCAAGCAGUAAAAAUGUCGUUGGGAUUGGCGGACGAUCAAAGAUUUGCAUUAAUGAAGUUCCGGCGGUCCGUGCAAGACAUCCUGCAGCCGCACCACGAUGAUCACUUUCUGCUUCGCUGGUUGAGAGCGAGAAAAUGGGACCCUACCGCGGCGGAAAAAAUGCUGAGAGACUCGCUAGAAUGGCGGAAACAUUGGGACGCUGAUAAUCUGAGUAAUUGGGAAAUUCCUGAAGUAGCAAAAACUUAUCUGCCUUACGGAUUAAGCGGAUUCGACAAGGAUGGGGCACCAGUGAUCAUAGUACCAUUUGCCGGUCUAGAUAUGUACGGAAUAUUACACAUAAUAACGCAAAAGGAGUUCGUCAAAGUUAUGAUAAAAUUGUUAGACGCUUAUUUAAACUUAGCCAGAGAGCAAGCCAAGAAGCAUGGCCAGAUCGCCAAUCAAGUGACCGUUGUUUUCGACAUGGAAGGAUUUUGUCUUAAGCAAUAUUUGUGGAAACCAGCUGGCGAACUGAUCAUCACCUUCAUCCAAAUGUACGAGGCAAACUAUCCGGAAAUUCUAAAGAUGGCCUUUCUGAUUAACGCCCCCAAAGUCUUCGCUUUUGCUUUUUCAAUUAUCAAGAAAUUCAUGGAUGAUUAUACAUUGUCGAAAAUACAAAUCUACAAAUCCGACCCUGAGAAAUGGAAACCGGCAAUUCUUAAACUCAUACCAGAGGAUCAAUUACCUGCCCAUUACGGUGGAGCACUAACAGACCCAGAUGGCAAUCCAAAAUACACGUCAAAGAUCUGCCAAGGUGGUAAGAUACCUAAAGACUUGUACACCAAAAAUAUGGAAAAGUCAAACGAGGAUUACACUACCGUCGUCGUUCAAAAAGGAGGAAAGUUGGAAUUCGAUAUUUCUACGCCCGAAGUGGGUUCCGUUCUAAGUUGGGAAUUCCGAAGCGAAGGUCACGAUAUUAAAUUCGGGAUUUUGAAAAAGGACGCGACUAAUGGUACGAAAACAGAAGUUAUACCCAUUCGGAGAGUCGCAUCCCAUCAAUCGGACGAGAUUGGAUUACUAACUUGCGAAACUCCAUCGACCUAUUCCGUUGUUUUCGACAAUACCUACAGUAUGUUAAGGAAUAAGAAAGUUCAUUAUUCCGUACGUGUAUUACCACCGGCACGAAAAGCGAUUAUACAAUAAAGUGAAAAUCCUUUUAGGAAAUUUUUAAUAACAUUAGUUUCUAAUAUUUUUACUCAUGAUAGAUCAAGUUAAAAUGUUACGGAAUUCGUGUAAUGGAAGGAUGUUAUGUUAGGGUAUUAUAUUCGUUUUGUAGCAAACUUAGAUAUAAGGUGAAUUUUUUGUAAUUUAUAGAUUGAUCGCAUUGUUUGAUUUUGAUUGUUUAUUUGGCAUUUCCUUCGCUUUUCUUAUUUUCUUAUUGCUUAAAAGAUUAUGUAGAUCUUAAUUGCAAUAAUAAUUAUGGAAUAUAUAUCUAUAUAUAAAUGCAAAUGCAUAAAAAAUUAAUCCUAUUAUUUUAAUAAAUCCUAUUAUUUUAAUUUAUAUAAUUUUUCUUUAUAGUCUUGAUAUCUCUUUUCAAAGCAGGGUAACGGAAGGAAUGAUUAUUAUUUAAAAAGUAGAUAUAUAAUACAUCAUGUACGAAAAUGUAGUUUAUGUAUGUUUAUAAUUCAAUAUAUACAGGAUGUUUAUUAAAGAGCGCCCACUAAUUGCAUAGCGCUACUCCUUGUAAAAAAUUGAAUCAAGAAAUUCUGAAUCUUUUUCUAUGUUUAAUAAAGCGUAAGCACCGCUUCGCCGCUAUACUAUCAGACGGCUUACCGACAUAUCACCCGACCAAAGGACGGCGCUGAUAUUGGAUUUACUUUAUUCAAUAAUUACUACUUUAUUGAGCACUAUAUAAAAAGAAUGGUUCAGGACUUCUUAUCUUUAAGAAACAUCCUGUAUAAACUUUUUGUAAAAAAUAUAGAAAGACAAUAUAUGUAUUAAAAAUA